Molecule: messenger RNA, 445 nt
Organism: Bursaphelenchus xylophilus (pine wood nematode)
Lineage: Eukaryota; Metazoa; Nematoda; Chromadorea; Rhabditida; Aphelenchoididae
Source: the annotation of a GenBank genome assembly
AUGUCAAUCGAAAGUUCUUUUUCUUCUAGAUUGUUCCGUGUUCUUUUAUCUCAACUUUUCGUUGCAGUUUCGGCACGGUCGGUGAAUCUUCUGGAGGUGGACGUCCACAGAAAAUGGUUGUUUUCCCGGUUGACCGGCCUGGAUAUUCUGAUCAAAUAUUGUCGUGAGGAUAGGAUGCCCAGAAGUUUCGGAUCUACAGCGGUAAGUGGACUGCGUCCUUUUCAGUGUUGUUUUAGAUGUUCAUUCUUCCGGAUUUCAUGGCCAAAUUCCGCUGGUUCAAAAAUUGUUUGGUGAUGGAGAUGUGAAAAACUUCGACGUAAGCUUGGCCAUCAUAGAACCGCACAAAAUGGUUUGUAAUGUUGUACAAGCAUUAUUUCAGACUAAUAUAGUGAUGAUGCUCUGCUCCAAGCUUGAGUGGGUUCCGGACCAGCCGCCCAGCUCAUGA